Messenger RNA from Penicillium soppii, 1515 nucleotides. Its product is annotated as General substrate transporter. The transcript has 3 exons. Gene Ontology annotation, biological process: transmembrane transport; carbohydrate transport. The record is from RefSeq and is a predicted model, not a curated record. Gene Ontology annotation, molecular function: carbohydrate:proton symporter activity. Gene Ontology annotation, cellular component: membrane. The coding region runs from base 1 to 1515 and encodes 504 amino acids. NCBI's taxonomy places the organism in Eukaryota, Fungi, Ascomycota, Eurotiomycetes, Eurotiales, Aspergillaceae.
AUGGCCGCCAAGGUCUUACAGAACAACACCAACAGCAACUGGAUGAAAGAUCCAGGGCUGCGGAAACUCAAUCUAGGCAUCAGUUUUAUGCUGGCUGCGUCGGCUACUGCCGGAUAUUGUGCUAGCAUGAUCAAUGGACUUUUGGUGCUACCUGAAUUCGACAGAUUUCUAUCCGGCCUCAACACCAAUGUCAGAGGUCUGAUCAUCGCAGCUGUCUCACUUGGUUCCUUUCUAGCGUUUAUCCCCGCAUCUUAUAUCGCCGAUAAUCUAGGGCGUAAGAUUUGCAUUCUCAUCGGAUCAUCGCUAGUCAUCAUUGCGUCCAUUGUUCAGGUCUCGACACAGAACCACUGGGUUUUCUUCAGCGCUCGCGUUCUGGCUGGGGUGGGAGUUGGAGUUUCGCAAACAGCCGCGCCUGUGCUCAUUACGGAGUCUGCGCACCCACGCCAGCGCCAAGCAUUCACGGGUCUCUACAACGCCCUGUGGUUUAUUGGGUCCAUCACCUCGGCCACGAUUGGAUUUGCGGGACUUGCGGUCGUGGGCAAUUGGUCAUGGAAGCUUCCUUGUCUGAUGCAGGUGUUCUAUCCGGUUCUCCAGUUGAUCGGGCUGUGUGUGGUGCCCGAGAGUCCGAGAUGGCUGGUCUCUCGCGGGAGAAAAGAGGAGGGAAUGGCUUUGCUCGCCAAAUACCACGCCAACGGGGAUGAGAACGACGAAUUGGUCCAGGAUGAGUUCUACCAUAUCUGUAAGAGCAUCAAUGCGGAGUCGGAUUCGAGCGCUCGGCGGUGGAGUGCAUUCCUGGAAAGUCGGAGCAACAUGCAUCGUCUGGCAAUCUGUGUGAUUCUGGGGUUCAUGCAAGAGUGGUCUGGAAAUGGAGUCGUCUCUUAUUAUCUAGCCCCCAUUCUGGAAUCGGUGGGUAUUUACAACGCAGCUCACCAGGCUGCCAUCAACAUAAGCUUGCAGGUGUGGAACCUGAUGUUUGCCGUCGGCGGAGCCAUGGCCGCAGACCGGUACGGACGACGAAAACUUUGGCUCAUCGCGACCAUUCUGAUGCUGAUCUAUCUUUCCGCGGCGACAACCAUGUCGGGUCUCUUUGCGGAGCUCGGGGUCCUGGAGGCCGGCAUUGCCGUCGUGCCCAUGUUAUUCCUGUUCUGUGCCGCGUACGACAUGGCAUAUAUGCCCUUGUUCAUCGCGUAUCCGGCGGAGAUCCUGCCCUUCCAGCUGCGCGCCAAGGGCCUGGCCGUGACCCUGACCACCGACUCCAUGGCGUGUUUCUUCAACCAGUACAUAAACCCUGUGGCGUUCGCGGCCAUCCAGUGGAGAUACUUCACCGUCUACCUGGGCUGUCUUGUGAUUUUCUUCGUCACGAUCUACUUCCUGUUCCCGGAGACUAAAGGACUGUCUCUGGAGCAGGUAGGACGGAUCUUCGAGAAAGAGAAGACGUACCAGGUGGAGACCCCGACUUCGGAUGUCUCGCAAGAGAUGUUUGUGUACCCGAAAAAGAGCAGCACUUCCUCGUGA